Messenger RNA from Glossina fuscipes, 1697 nucleotides. Its product is annotated as lipase 3. The coding region runs from base 447 to 1697 and encodes 416 amino acids. Gene Ontology annotation, biological process: lipid metabolic process. The transcript has 3 exons. The record is from RefSeq and is a predicted model, not a curated record. NCBI's taxonomy places the organism in Eukaryota, Metazoa, Arthropoda, Insecta, Diptera, Glossinidae. Gene Ontology annotation, molecular function: hydrolase activity, acting on ester bonds.
AUGAAAAAAAUCGAAAAAUGACAAAAAAAAUGCAUUCCGUCAGAAAGAAGUGAAUAUAAUGAAAGAUUACGAACGUGAGCUGAGUAAGCAGCUUGUACGAUAUUAUCCUGUCGCGGUCAAUCGGUCAGUCAGUCAUUCAAUCAUUUUACCAAGUCUAUCCAGGUUUUCUCUUCAUUCAUACCACGUAAUGCGUGGAAUAUAAUAGCGAAACGUUUUAUAACCGGUUCAGUGUCGUGAUAUGGAAUUUUAUUUUUGCCACUUUUCAUCGAAAGAUUAAACGAUGAUGAAACCAACAAUUAUUUAUUUAUUAUCAUUCUACCUUCGGAGUAGCUGCUGAUCAAGUGUUUACGGAUAUUCAUUGCAUUAUUGCAUUGGCAUAUUCUUUGCCUUUUGUCAAAAUUCUCCUAAUCCUCAGCCUAUCUAUCUAUUGUUAAAGAUACACAGAUAUGUCAUCCUUGGAUAUCGGUAUGGUUUCUUUUUCAUUAUUGAUACUAUUGUUGCCGCUAAACCGCUGCAUUGUGGAUACGUCGUUUGUCUUCCAUACAAAAUCGAAUCGUGAAGUCAUUAUAACUGAUGCGAUGAAACGUAUACAACAUGAUGGAUUUCCUGUUGAACAACACAAUGUACAAACCAAGGACGGUUACGUUUUAACAUUACAUCGUAUACCGUGCAGGCAAAGAAAACUUGGCGAUCAUGUUUUGCAAAAACGACCAGUAGUAUUAUUGAUGGCCGGUAUUUACGCCUCGUCGGAUGUUUGGCUAUUAAAUGGUGCAGAGGACUCUUUACCGUAUUUGCUUUCUAAUAAUGGCUACGAUGUUUGGUUGGGUAAUAAUCGCGGUAAUAUCUAUUCACGCCACAAUAUCUGGUAUAAUGAUACGCAGCCUGAAUUUUGGAAUUUUAGUUGGCAUGAAAUGAGUAUUUACGAUAUGCCAGCAAUGAUUGAUUUCAUACACGCGUGUACGGGUGAAGAACGAAUGCAUUUCAUUGGCAUAUCUCAGGGCGGUACAAUAUUUUUGGUUUUAAAUUCGAUGUUACCUCAAUAUAAUAAAUAUUUCAAAACGGCCGUUUUGUUAGCACCCGUUACCUAUGUUGGCAAUACUAAAGCACCUUUGGCAAAGCUAUUUGGCCCUUUAUUGGGUACUAGGAAUUAUGUUAGCAAAAUUCUGCAGGGUGUAGAAAUGGUAUCAACUAAUAAAUAUGUGAAAAAAUUUUUAUCGAUGACAUGCUUGAAAUCUGAACCACCGCAUGCCUGUGUUAGCCGCCUAUGGCCAGCAGUUGGUUAUAAUACGCAAAUGUUAAAUUUGACUAUCUUGCCGGACUUAAUGGCUAAUUUUCCAGUAGGUGGAUCUGUCAAACAAUUAAUGCAUUAUUUUCAAGGCUAUAUAUCGAAAAAUUUUCGUCAAUAUGAUUAUGGUCGCGAAAUAAAUUGGUUACGCUAUCAUCAAUUGGAACCGCCCGCUUAUCAUUUGGAAAAAGUUACUACGCCAGUUAUAUUAUUCUUUGCCCAAAAUGAUUACAUAAUCGCUUUAGAAGAUAUGUUUCAAUUAAUCAAACAUUUGCCUAAUGUUAAAAUGCUGUACAAAUUGCCGCCAAAAUACUGGAAUCAUUUUGAUUUUAUUUGCGGUCUACGUGUCCGCGAAUUUAUAUAUAAUAAGAUUAUCGAUGAAUUCAAUUUUUAUGAAUAUCAUCAUAGAUGA